Molecule: messenger RNA, 3232 nt
Organism: Elgaria multicarinata webbii
Lineage: Eukaryota; Metazoa; Chordata; Lepidosauria; Squamata; Anguidae
Gene: ESYT3
Product: extended synaptotagmin 3
Exons: 23
Coding region: 1-2640 (879 amino acids)
Biological process (GO): lipid transport
Cellular component (GO): endoplasmic reticulum membrane; extrinsic component of cytoplasmic side of plasma membrane
Molecular function (GO): phosphatidylcholine binding; calcium ion binding; calcium-dependent phospholipid binding
Source: RefSeq, a predicted model, not a curated record
AUGGAGCCGAGCGGCGAAGAGCCCCCGCGCGCCCCGUCGGAGCUGAAGCCCCUCUCGCCUCUCCUCCGCGAACUGGGCUCCUACGCGGCCCGGGCGCUGCUGUGCCUGGCGCCGGUCUACCUGGCCGGCUACGUGGGGCUCAGUACGAGCUGGGUACUGAUCGGCUUGCUCGUCUGGAUGUGGUGGAGGAGGAACCGGCGGGAGAAACGCUCCCGGCUGCUGGCAGCCUUCGGGCUCGUCGAGGACGAGCAGCAAGCCAUCAGCCAGGGCAUCGCCUUGCAGCAGCUGCCUGCCUGGGUUCACUUCCCUGAUGUGGAACGGGUGGAAUGGCUGAACAAGGUCCUUGAACAGGCCUGGCCGUACUUCGGGACAAUUAUGGAAAAAACAUUUAAGGAAGUCGUUGAACCAAAAAUCAGAGCCAAGAAUGUGCAUCUGAAAACAUGUACAUUCACCAAAAUCCACUUUGGAGACAAGUGCCCUAAAAUCAAAGGAGUGAAGGCCUAUACCAAAGAAGUUGAUAGAAGACAAGUGAUCCUGGACUUGCAAAUAUGCUAUAUAGGGGACUGUGAAAUUCAGAUGGAAUUGUCCAGGUUUAAAGUAGGAGUGAAAGGAAUACAGUUGUAUGGAACAUUACGAGUGAUACUAGAACCCCUACUGACAGAAGUACCUUUCUUUGGAGCUGUAACCAUGUUUUUCAUCCAGAAACCUCACUUGGAAAUCAGUUGGGCAGGACUGACCAACCUGCUAGAUGCUCCAGGCAUUAGCGUAUUGUCAGACUCCUUAAUCCAAGAUCUCAUAGCUGCCCGGUUGGUGCUGCCAAACAGACUCACUGUUCCACUGAAAAAGAACAUUAACAUUUCUCACUUGCGGUUUCCUAUUCCAUACGGAGUAGUAAGAGUGUACCUCCAAGAGGCUGAAAAUCUUGUCCAAAAAGACAACUUCCUUGGGGCAAUUAGGGGGAAGUCGGACCCUUACGCUCUUGUUCGAGUUGGCCUGGUGCAGUUCCGAAGCAAGACAAUACAAAGAAACCUGAAUCCCAUCUGGAAUGAAAUGUUUGAGUUCGUUGUUCAUGAAAUCCCUGGUCAGGAUCUAGAGGUAGACCUGUAUGAUGAAGAUCCAGAUAAAGAUGACUUUCUGGGCAGCUUGCUUAUAAACCUUGCAGAUGUGAUGAAAGACAGAGUUGUUGAUGAGUGGUUCCCCUUAAGCAAGAUAGAAAGUGGACAUCUGCAUUUAAAGCUUGAGUGGUUUUCUUUGGUUACCAAUCAAGAGAAACUUUGUGAGGACAAGAAUGGUCUUGCCACAGCAAUUCUCAUAGUGUAUUUGGACAGUGCUUUCAAUCUUCCCAAAAACCAGUUUGAAUAUUUCAAUGGUGAAUAUGGAGCAAAGAAGUAUAAAAAAGACAGGUACCUCAAGAAGAUGGAUCAAGAGCCUUCCUCCUUUGUCCUGCUCACAGUGGGUAGCAAAACUCAUAGAAGCAAGACUCGUAAUUUCACUAAGGAUCCUGUGUGGGGCCAGGCGUUCACAUUCUUUGUCCACAGCGCGCCGUCACAAUCUCUUCACCUGGAGAUCAAAGAUAAGGAUCGGGAGAAUGCCCUGGGGACCUUGGUGUUGUCACUUACUCACUUACUAAAAAAUCCUGAUAUGACACUUGAACAAAACUUUCCACUGGAUCAUUCUGGCGUGGACAGCUCUAUUAAGCUGAAAGUUGUGUUGAGAGCUUUGGACAUAGAGGAACCUGAUCCAGAAAGCACCUAUACUGGGGUGAAUGCCUUAAAGCAAGUUCCUAUCCCUGCCACGGAGCAGGGUGGAAACCAAGGCAAGACACAGCCGCCUCCGCCGCCUCAACCGCCUCCACCACCACCACCACCACCCUGUCUCCAAUCACUUCCAUUAAAAGUAGAAGCGCCCAGAGCAUCCCAAAUGAGCACAGACUCGGGGGUGUCUGAAUCCACAAGUGACAGGCAGGAGAACAGUGCUAACUCUAAUGUAAAUGAGAAAUGGACAGAGCCAGUUGUGAUAGAGGCAGUGGCUGGAGUUAAGGAGAAAGCAGGUCCUGCUGUCAUGGGCCCCAAGUUCUUGACCCCUCCACAGACCAUUCCAGCAGCCCGUACAUUGCCAACCCUGGAGAGACUCCAGCUUGCCCCCAGCAUGGCGUCUCUGGGCACCCUAGCCUCUUCAAACUUUGAUGUAACUUGCAGCAAUCUGGACCUCACUAAUGGAACACUUCCUGCUGGAACACCCGUGGGAGAGAUUCACCUCUCAGUGCGCUAUGCUUCCUUAAGGCAGUCCCUCAUUGUGCUGGUCAGUGCAUGCAGAAAUUUAAUGCCAUGCUCACAGCAAGGGGCACAUCCAUAUGUCCGCAUCUACUUGCUCCCAGACAAAAGAUGGGUAACCCGAAGAAGAACGACAGUGAAGAAAAGAACUGUUAAUCCUCACUAUGAUGAAAAAUUUGAAUUUUAUGACACUUUAGAAGACGUUAAGAAACGAGCCUUAGAUGUUGCAGUGAAAAAUAAAAGGUCGUUUAUUUCGCAUGAAAGGAAGGAGCUUGGAAAGGUGCUGAUUGACUUAUCGAAGGAAGACUUGGUCAAAGGCUUCUCCCAAUGGUAUCAACUGUCAAUAAGUGGACAAACCCAGAGCUGAUAUUGGUGCCUGAACAGCUGAAUCAGUGUACAUAUGAACUCUAUAUAUUUAACUUUUCAAGACUGCUACAGAAUAACUGUAGAUUUUUAUAUUUCAGUCACACUGUUAACUUAUUUAAUAUACUGGUAUAGAAUAUUUCUUUACUAUAUUUUUCCAUAGGACCUGUUUUGGCACUAAUCCUAAUUGGUACACUCAAAACCAAGUUGUCAUAUUAAUAUUUGUAUACUUGUGGCAUGAAUAUAGGCCUACAAUGUAGGAAUUACCUCCAGGUUCUGGUUUUAACACAAUUCCAGCACACUUGUUCUGUACACAAAAGAAGCUACUCCAAGACCAUCUCUGCCUUACAGCUGCUAUGCCUACAGAACUCAGGAACUUUCUAUCUCUACUAUUUGGUAUAUAAACCAAUUGCACUUAAGUUGUGGACCAUCUGACCAGGAUCCAAUCCCCUCUUUCUGGGAUGUGAAUAAGGAGUUCGUAUGUGCUUGCACAGGAGGGUUGAUAAUUGUCACUUCUACCAGCAUUGAGUCCUGCUGCUUGUGGGUCCCUAACCUUCACAGGCAGUGCAGUGGGGGGGCAGGUACAGUGGGGAAGG